AUGAAUCAUCCACCCGGUGUCCCUCUGAAACCAGGCCAACACUGGGUUCUGGCGAAGACGAUAAGAUAUGCGUCUGAGCGCCACAAGGGGAUCUAUCUCUGGCAUCAACUUGACGUUGACAACAGCAUCAUAGGACAACUCGUCCUUAAGCACAUCCUUGCCGAUCCAGUCGAUAAUGUCUUACCCGCCGGCUCGCCUGGAGAAGGCCAACUCCGAGAAGUCUAUAUCGCACCCCUAGCAAUGUGGACAGAAAAGGGCUGGGUGAUCUAUAUGCCAUAUUUUGCCUUUGGAAACCUCACGGACUUUAUCAAGGCACAGGAUGUCAGGAUCCCUGAGCCCUUUGCUUGGUACUUGUUCCAGAGACUCGCCAAAGCUUGUGUGUCUAUGAAGGAGAACAUUGGUUACCGCACUGUCGAUGGCAGAGGUCGUGACUACAAGAUUGUACAUGUCGACCUUCACCCGGAUAAUAUCUUCUUGGGUGCACCAGGUUGUUUAGGACAACAUGCACCCUUUCCAAUUUAUCAACCAGCUUACAUUGGCAACUUUGGACGUGCACAAAUCGCUCACAUAGGAGAAGACACGAGUCAGAGAAAGCUCUGCGGAUGGUGUCGACCAGAGUGGGCGGCUCUAGAACUUUUUGGUUACAACUACGAUGGUGAGAUCAGCCCGCGUGAAGAAUGGCAAGUGGAGCUCUCGUCCUAUACGAACAUCUGGCAAAUUGGCUACAUCAUGCUGCGCGUUCUUCAGAGAAACAUGCGUACAGCAUCCAUACCAUGGGAUACGAUGAAGAAGCAUGAGUGGACCCCAAGUUAUGUAGGUGAUCCACCUUCCACGGAGAAAUUGCAGCAUUACAGCAAUGAGCUUUUAGUUCUCAUCGACCGUUUUUAG
Messenger RNA from Aureobasidium subglaciale EXF-2481, 888 nucleotides. RefSeq lists its product as uncharacterized. Lineage: Eukaryota; Fungi; Ascomycota; Dothideomycetes; Dothideales; Saccotheciaceae. The coding region runs from base 1 to 888 and encodes 295 amino acids. Gene Ontology annotation, biological process: protein phosphorylation. The transcript has 2 exons. Gene Ontology annotation, molecular function: protein kinase activity; ATP binding. The record is from RefSeq and is a predicted model, not a curated record.